GAUUCUUUCAAGUAAACGUGCAAUCAAUUCUGUGAUUUCGAAGUGUGUCUAUUGUUGGAAGAUUCGACCGAAGUCAUUUCAACCUCCAAUGGCUCCGCUGCCAGAAACGCGAAUCACUCAAGCCAAAGCUUUCCUCCAUUCCGCUGUUGACUUCGGAGGUCCUUUUUUAAUCACUUUGUCACGUCAUCGCGGAGUCAAAUCGUGCAAAGCAUACAUUUGUGUCUUCGUUUGUCUUGCCACAAAAGCCGUUCAUGUAGAAUUAGCGAGCGAUCUUUCUGCAGAAAUUUUUUUGGCUGCUUUGCAGCGAUUUGUCGCUAGAAGAGGUCGGGUUUCGACAAUAUUUUGCGAUAACGCGACGAAUUUUGUGGGAGCAAGCAAGCAGCUUAAAUUGAUAAAAGACGCUGCUGAACAAGAACGAAUCAAAUUCGUUUUCUCUCCACCUUCUGGUCCUCACUUCAAUGGACUGGCAGAAGCAGGAAUUAAGUCAGUAAAGCUUCAUUUAACUAAAGUUAUAGGUGAUCAAAUUUUAUCCUAUGAAGAGUUCAACACUAUAUUGACGCUUAUAGAAUCAAGUUUAAAUUCACGCCCGUUAACUCCGCUUUCCUCAGAUGUCGAUUCUAUUGAUGCGUUGACACCGGGUCAUUUUCUUACCCUGGAGCCACCUUCUGUUGUUCCUACUCCCGAUUUUAGUAAUUGCUCAAUGAAUCGGUUGUCACGAUGGCAAUUACUACAGCGCAUACACCAAGAUUUUUGGCGCCGAUGGCGACGCGAAUAUCUCCAUACCCUACAGCAGCGAAGCAAGUGGCUAGACUUCACUUCUCCGCCUCGCCUCGGUUCUCUUGUGUUGAUCAAGGAAGAUAAUCUACCUCCUGGGAAGUGGAGCCUAGCUCGAAUCGUAGCAUUGCAUCCUGGCGAUGACAAUGUCACUAGGGUCGCCACAGUGAAAACGAUUUCAGGUUUUCUGACACGACCACUAGUGAAACUCUGCCCGCUCCCUGUUGAGUGAUAAUCUGUUUUUUUUUGCUAUUCCAUUAAAUUUUUAUAUUAAUUUAACAUUGGGGAUUUUCGUGCACAAGCAACAAUUGCUAAUAUAUUUUUUUUUCUCUUAUUUUGCUAUUUGGGUAUUUAUUUAUAGUUAUUUGGUAUAAAUUGCUCAGCAAACGAAUGCCACCCAUUCGUUCAUUAUAUUUAAUUUUUUUUAUACUUAAAAUGUUGCAAACAUUUUCCCGGGGCAGGAUGUUUGGGAAACUAACGUUGAUUUUUAAAAUAAAAGUUUUUCGCGCCACAUGGUAUCAGGGGUCUCCCUUCCUCGACCCAAGACGGGUAACACAUGCAAGAGAUGAACAGAA
This is a messenger RNA of Coccinella septempunctata (seven-spotted ladybird), 1349 nucleotides long. RefSeq lists its product as uncharacterized. Gene Ontology annotation, molecular function: nucleic acid binding. NCBI's taxonomy places the organism in Eukaryota, Metazoa, Arthropoda, Insecta, Coleoptera, Coccinellidae. The coding region runs from base 89 to 1006 and encodes 305 amino acids. The record is from RefSeq and is a predicted model, not a curated record. The transcript has 2 exons. Gene Ontology annotation, biological process: DNA integration.